UUAGGGUAUGUGUGACAUACACACACAUAAAUAAAAAAGGCAGCUAUACACACAAUAAAUAGAAAGAAAUCUUCGGAUGUCAUUCAUUCAUGUUAGACAGAAAGAAAGGCUAAUAGUUAAGUGGGCAGAUAAAAAAAAAAAGCUAGUGGAUCGUCUUUGGUGGACGGGUGGGGCAAGAUCAGUAGCAAAUGACCAUUCGGCUGAAAGGCAGCUCGCAAUGAAUGAUGAUAAUAAUACCAACAACAAACCCACCUACGAUGGGUUCGCGGCUAUCGUAGUCUUUAUUUAUUUUUUAAUUUAUCUCUUUAUUUUCUACCGUCGUCCAUGUCCUGACUACCAGAAAGAACGGUCCCGUCUCAGAAGUUUUACUCGUUUCCAAGACAAGACACUUUCUAUCGGAGCUUGGCACCACAAUUAUAACAUGCUGCGAUUGUAUUCUCUUGCGGUGAUUUUUUUUUUAAUAAGGAAGUAAGCAAGUUGAAAAUUUUUACAAUGGAAGAUGUAAAGAGGAGCAAUAUUGCGGAAGACAGUGGAAAUUUUUCAAAUUCCCUCUUAUCGGUUAUCAACAAGAAUGCCGUAAAUGAUACAGGCAAUGCAGCUAAUUUACCAAAGAUUCCUGUUAUUGUGGUCUCUGACUCCAGUGACACAGAAGAUUCAGUGCCAAAGCGCCAUCUCAAAUUCCGAAUGAGAAUAAACAACAGUAAUGAGGCUCUGUUUGUAAUUCUUCCAAAGAGCAUUAUUUGUCUGAUAUGUUAUAAGAAAUUCCUGCGUAUCUCAUCAUUAAAAAGCCACAUCUUGUGGCAUCUUCAUCGUGACGAUGUUCCCAGCAAUAAUUUAUGUCAUUCUUGUAAAUCUAAUGCUGACAUAUCUGACUGUCCAUCAUUCAAGUUGAUUAAGAAGAUCAUGAGAAAUUUCUUAUUAUCAACAAUAAGAAAGCGACAAUCUUUGAAAAAUAAUUCCCGAAGCUAUAGAGUUGAUCCAAAUUACGACAAAGUGAUGAUUACAGAAAACACAUUUACUAUAGAAAAUACGACGACAGAAACAUCAAGUAACAAUUCCCAUUUGGAUAACAAUAAUUCACCAACUCCUUCUAAUACUGCCAAUAACAAUAAACCAAAAGACUUGAAAGACUACAAAGGAAACUCCAUCCAAGAUGAUUUAUUUAAAGAAAAGGCUGUAACCUCUGACCAAAAGGAACGAACAACAUUUGAUGAAAGUUCAGCUGUCAGCGAUAAGCUUUGUGUAGAACCUGUGAUAGAUUCAAGCGAAUUUAUGCUUGUAAAUGGACAAUACAAAUGUUUAAGUUGUUCGAAAGAUUACACUCUAAACACAAUCAAUAAUCAUAUAAUGUGGCAUUUUCACAAAGGUGUUGACUUGUGCUCUAAGCUGCACUACAUAAGUUUCAGUUCUGGUGAUACAAUCUGCCCAUUAGUAGUUCAGAUUAUAAACUAUUUAGUAUCUAAGGAAGGAAAACCAAUACAAGUGAACUGGGGUAAGAAUAAUGAUGGGAAAAUAAUUUUCAAAGUGAAGUUGAUGAAAACUGCAACUGAAUUGAAUGCAGAUACAGUUGUUGAUAAUCCUAUUAGUCUGACAAAAAAAGACAAUGUACCCAGUUUUCAGAGUGAUAGUGUCACUCCACCAAUUGCCGAGUACACCAUAAAUGAACCAUUGGUCCAGGACCAUUCUGAUAGCAGUGACACACAAAACUCAACUUGCAACUCUAAAGCUGGCUCUAGUCAUCCAACAGAUAAAUAUUUGAUAAGCGAAUGUUCAAACGACACUCCUACAGUGUGUGAUAAAACAGAUGAAAGUUUACCUUUAGAGAAUGACAACCAGCCAGUGUGUAAAGAAAUGACAGAAGUAACAACAGCAGGCACUGGUGGAAAUAAUUUACAUGUUCAGCCAGUCAGGAAACCAGAUUCUUCUGCCGAUGUCUGGAGUUUUUAUAAAUGUAUGGUAACAGGGUGCAACUAUUCCACUUUAUUUCCUGACAAUUAUUUGAAACAUCUGAAACAACUACAUGAAAAUAUGCACUUUUACCAAUGCACCCAUUGCGACUUUACAGCUGACACCUAUAGUCUUUUAGCAAAACAUCUGAAAACUCAUACCCACCCAACAGAAUUUCUAUUUCCUUGUGGUUCCAGUAAUUGUAGCUAUUACACAAGGGUUCUGAGCCUGCUACCCAAACAUUUUACUUCAAGUCACAUCAACUGUAAAAAAGUCCUCUGCAAGCACUGUGCUACUGAAUUCACAGACCUUAGCCAGUUAUUGGAACACUACCAUUGUAAUCUCCUGAAGUCAGUUAAAUGUUCUUACUGUCCUGCACGAGACACUCUCCGUCAACGUAUCCUACACCAUCUCUCUUUAUCUCAUCCAGGGAGGCCACGACAAAUUAUUGUCAGCAGCCAGCUUGUAUGCAGUACCAAGAAACAAGCAUCUGGGCAUGUAAAACUACCGACAGAGAGUACAGUCAAAGUUAUGAAAGAGACCCUAAUAUCAGAACAAGAACAAACUGCAGGUUUUAAGACAAGCUGCUUGAGUAAUGACGGUACAGACGAUGGAGAUCAUCGUGCAUCUGAAAAAUAUGUAAAUGGUUUGAUAAAUCCAAGAAAUCAUACAGAAGAACUUUGUAAGACUGGGGAUUGGUCUAACGAACAGAGUGAAACUAAUGGUUGUUCUAGUGAACUGGGUGGGACUAGUGAUUAUGCUAACGAACAGUGUAAUGGUUUGAGUGAUUUUAAGCAGGCACAAGAACAAAAAGGUGUUAAAAUGAAGCAGUUGAGAAAACAAAAGAACAGAGUAAAGACAAAAUUAAAAAAUUCUUCUAAAGAUAUCUCAUCAAUAGAAGGGUUUAAUUGGAGUGGUGAGAGUAAUGGCAGUUGUGAACAGACGUACAAUAAUACUGCCCCAGUCUCUAAUUUUAUUAAUUUUGAUAUAGCUGGAAGAGAACUUGAUGCUUGCUUGAAGAUUUGCUACGAAUUUCUGGAUCAGAGUUUAAAGUGCAAGCUAUGCUUCCAAACUAGAAAGUCGACCCAGGAGAUUCAUCUUCACAUUCUACAGUAUCACUUCCAUUGGUAUCUCUGGCAGUGUUUCAAAUGUAAAACAAAUACGUAUUCACUUGAAGAAAUGCAUUGGCAUUACCAGCACAAACAUCGAGGCUUGAUUAUUUGUGUGAAAUUUCUUUCCUUACCGCAGCUGGCGAAAGGUUCUGAUGGCAGACUUUGCCUUCAGAAAGAACAAAAGAUUGUUUCAGAGAAAUCUCAGAAAUCAAAGAAGUCUGAACUGUACAGACAGAUACGGCAGCAUUGUGUAUAUGAAAUGGUGAAUUCAAGAAAUUCUAAGAAGGAGGAAGACACGGCCAAUGAUAAGCAGAGAAACAAAAAACUGUUUAUAUUUCUAAGUGACUCUCAGCCUCUGGAUGAAGCAGAGAAAAUUCCAGAUAACGAUGAAAAUACUAAUAAUCUUGCAAAAGGUGAACUUGACUAUGAAAAAAAUUACAAACAUAAAAAAUUACGCAAAAGUUCUUUAAAUGAUAAAAGUCACAGAGAGAUAAAGAAAAGGAAGAUCUCUUCACUCUUGAAUGAAAGCAACAUUGCAAUAGAUACGUCCAACACGGAUUUCAAGAUGGAGAAGACUAUCAAACAAGGUAAUAAUUAUAAUAGAAAUGGAUUACUGCUUAAUGUUGAAAAACACUUAAUGGUUGCUCAAAAUUCGCUUCCAUUCAGGAGAGGCAAAAAGGAGAAAUGCUUAUUGCAUCUUAGGAAAGAAACAUCUUUGGUUAAUUAUACAACUUGGAACCAAGCCUUUCUGACUGGGAACAUAAAUACAUCAUUUGAUAAUAGUUGUAAAAUGAGUAGUGACCCAACUGUCAAUAACAAGAAGAUGAAGAUCAGCCCAGAUACUGUUGAACAGAGCAAAGAGGCAACUGGCUCAGAUGUUAAAAUCACAAUAGUGAAAGCUGACUCUGAUGUUGAAAUUAGUAAGGUGAAGACUGGCUCACCUGUCGAUAACAGUAAAACAAGGACUGGCUCACCUGUCGAUAACAGUAAAACAAAAAUUGGCUCACCUGUCGAUAACAGUAAAACAAGGACUGGCUCACCUGUCGAUAACAGUAAAACAAAGACUGACUCACCUGUCGAUAACAGUAAAACAAAAAUUGGCUCACCUGUCAAUAACAGUAGAACAAGGACUGGCUCACCUGUCGAUAACAGUAAAACAAAAAUUGGCUCACCUGUCGAUAACAGUAGAACAAGGACUGGCUCACCUGUCGAUAACAGUAAAACAAAGACUGGCUCACCUGUCGAUAACAGUAAAACAAGGAAUGACUCACCUGUCGAUAACAUUAAAACAAGGACUGACUCACCUGUCGAUAACAGUAAAACAAGGACUGACUCACCUGUCGAUAACAGUAAAACAAAGACUGGCUCACCUGUCGAUAACAGUAAAACAAGGACUGGUGCACCUGUCGAUAACAGUAAAACAAGGACUGGCUCACCUGUCGAUAACAGUAAAACAAGGUCUGGUUCACCUGUCGAUAACAGUAAAACAAAGACUGGCUCACCUGUCGAUAACAGUAAAACAAAGACUGGCUCACCUGUCAAUAACAGUAAAAUAAGGACUGACUCACCUGUCGAUAACAGUAAAACAAGGACUGGCUCACCUGUCGAUAACAGUAAAACAAGGACUGACUCACCUGUCGAUAACAUUAAAACAAGGACUGACUCACCUGUCGAUAACAGUGAAACAAAGACUGGCUCACCUGUCGAUAACAGUAAAACAAGGACUGGUGCACCUGUCGAUAACAGUAAAACAAGGACUGGCUCACCUGUCGAUAACAGUAAAACAAGGUCUGGUUCACCUGUCGAUAACAGUAAAACAAAGACUGGCUCACCUGUCGAUAACAGUAAAACAAAGACUGGCUCACCUGUCAAUAACAGUAAAACAAGGACUGACUCACCUGUCGAUAACAGUAAAACAAGGACUGGCUCACCUGUCGAUAACAGUAAAACAAGGACUGACUCACCUGUCGAUAACAGUAAAACAAGAACUGACUCACUUGUCGAUAACAUUAAAACAAGGACUGACUCACCUGUCGAUAACAUUAAAACAAGGACUGACUCACCUGUCGAUAACAUUAAAACAAGGACUGACUCACCUGUCGAUAACAGUAAAACAAGGACUGACUCACCUGUCGAUAACAGUAAAACAAAGACUGGCUCACCUGUCGAUAACAGUAAAACAAGGACUGGUGCACCUGUCGAUAACAGUAAAACAAGGACUGGCUCACCUGUCGAUAACAGUAAAACAAGGUCUUGUUCACCUGUCGAUAACAGUAAAACAAAGACUGGCUCACCUGUUGAUAACACUAAAACAUGGACUGACUCACCUGUCGAUAACACUAAAACAUGGACUGACUCACCUGUCGAUAACACUAAAACAAGGUCUGGCUCACAUGUUGAUAACAGUAAAACAAGGUCUGGUUCACCUGUCAAUAACAGUAAAACAAGGACUGACUCACCUGUCGAUAACAGUAAAACAAGGACUGGCUCACCUGUCGAUAGCAGUAAAACAAGGACUGGCUCACCUGUCCAUAACAGUAAAACAAGGUCUGGUUCACCUGUCCAUAACAGUAAAACAAAGACUGGCUCACCUGUCGAUAACACUAUAACAAGGACUGGCUCACCUGUCGAUAACAGUAAAACAAAGACUGGCUCACCUGUCGAUAACACUAAAACAAGGACUGGCUCACCUGUCGAUAACACUAAAACAAAGACUAACUUACCUGUCGAUAACAGUAAAACAAGGUCUGGUUCACAUGUUGAUAACAGUAAAACAAGGUCUGGUUCACAUGUUGAUAACAGUAAAACAAGGUCUGGCUCACCUGUCGAUAACAGUAAAACAAGGACUGGCUCACCUGUCGAUAACAGUAAAACAAGGACUGUCUCACCUGUUGAUAACAGUAAAACAAAGACUGGCUCACCCAUCGAUAACAGUAAAACAAAGACUGGCUCGCCUGCUGAUAGUAAUAAAGUGAAGAUUGGCUCAGUUGCUGAUAGCAACAACACAAAGACUAGCUCAACUGUUGAGCGUAAUAAGGUGAAGACUGACUCAGCUGUUGAUAGCAGUAAAGCGAAGGCUAACUUGGCUGUUGAUAGCAGUAAAGUGAAGACUGGCUCAGCUGUUGAUAGUAAAGCGAAGACUGGCUCAGCUGUUGAUAGUAAAGCAAAGACUGGCUCAGCUGUUGAUAGUAAAGCAAAGACUAGCUCAGCUGUUGAUAGUAAAGCGAAGACUGGCUCAGCUGUUGAUAGUAAAGCAAAGACUGGCUCAGCUGUUGAUAGUAAAGCAAAGACUGGCUCAGCUGUUGACAGCAGUAAAGUAAAGACUGGCUCAGAUGUUGAUAGUAAAGCAAAGACUGGCUCAGCUGUUGAUGGUAAAGCAAAGACUGGCUCAGCUGUUGAUAGUAAAGCAAAGACUGGCUCAGCUGUUGAUAGUAAAGCGAAGACUGGCUCGGCUGUUGAUAGUAAAGCAAAGACUGGCUCAGCUGUUGAUAGUAAAGCAAAGACUGGCUCAGCUGUUGACAGCAGUAAAGUAAAGACUGGCUCAGCUGUUGAUAGUAAAGCAAAGACUGGCUCAGCUGUUGAUAGUAAAGCAAAGACUGGCUCAGCUGUUGACAGCAGUAAAGUAAAGACUGGCUCAGCUGUUGAUAGUAAAGCAAAGACUGGCUCAGCUGUUGAUACAGUAAAGCAAAGACUGGCUCAGCUGUUGAUAGUAAAGUGAAGACUGGCUCAGCUGUUGAUAGCAGUAAAACAAGGACUGGCU
Octopus sinensis (East Asian common octopus) is the source of this 6819-nucleotide messenger RNA. RefSeq lists its product as uncharacterized. The record is from RefSeq and is a predicted model, not a curated record. Bases 493 to 6777 code for a protein of 2094 amino acids. Lineage: Eukaryota; Metazoa; Mollusca; Cephalopoda; Octopoda; Octopodidae. The transcript is spliced from 5 exons.